Molecule: messenger RNA, 179 nt
Organism: Entrophospora candida
Lineage: Eukaryota; Fungi; Glomeromycota; Glomeromycetes; Entrophosporales; Entrophosporaceae
Source: the annotation of a GenBank genome assembly
ACUGUUAACAAAGCCAUACCAAUUUUUGAAUCUUGGUAUGGUUGUGGUAUUUGCAUUUGAUCAUUUGUUUAUAAUGAUAAAAGGAAAUGGCGAUAAUGAAGAUAGCGAUACUUACCCAAAUGAUAAAUUACGUAGUAGUCAAGAGGAUUGCGGAAGAUUGGCCUGUAAAAAAAUGGAUA